AUGGCCACGCAGAACGGGGUAAUCGUCACGGACGAAAAGCGGGCCGAGGAAAUCCGGUCUUCACUGGAGAACGCGAGCGACUCCGCGUCCGGACGUGACGCUUUGCCGGUCGCUGAAACCCCGAAGCGGACAUGGCGAUCAUACCUAUGGGAUACAUUUGACAAGAGCCCCGAAGAGCGUCGGUUCUUGUUCAAACUGGACGCGGUUAUACUUACAUUCGCAUCGUUGGGGUACCUGAUCAAAUAUUUGGACCAGGUCAACGUCAAUAGUGCUUUCGUCUCUGGUAUGAAAGAGGACCUGGGGUUAUAUGGUAACCAGUUGAACUAUAUGAUCACUUGCUGGACUGUGGGCUAUGUGAUUGGAGAGAUCCCAAGUAACAUGCUUCUGACACGCAUACGGCCAUCGAUCUGGAUACCGGCCUGCGAAAUUACAUGGUCAGUCAUGACUAUACUGCUCUCCAAAUGCACAUCUGCAACUCAGAUCUACGUGCUGCGCUUCUUCAUUGGGUUGGCAGAGAGUGCGUUUUAUCCCGGCAUGCAGUACGUUGUCGGCUCUUGGUAUCGUAAAGAUGAGUUAGCCAAGCGCUCGUGCAUCUUCCACGCCAGCAGCGCAAUCGGUACCAUGUUCUCGGGCUAUUUGAUGACGGCAACGUACAACUUGAACGGAGUUCACGGCUACCGUGGGUGGCAGUGGCUGUUCAUCAUCAACACGGUCAUUUCCCUUCCCAUCGCCAUCGCAGGAUUUUUCUUCCUUCCUGACGUACCUGAGAUAACACGCGCGUGGUGGCUGACCAAGGACGAGAUCGCGCUUGCCAAGAAGCGCAUGGAACUCGAGGGUCGCGCAAACCGCGGAACUUAUACAAAGGCAAAGUUUCGAAAUAUCUUUACCUCGUGGCACAUCUAUGCUCUGACGCUACUCUACAUCUUCUUCAACAACGGCUCAAACUAUGGUUCGCAACCGGCAUUCUCGCUUUGGCUAAAGUCGGAGGGAUAUUCGGUGGCGGCUGUGAAUUCAUACCCAACAAUCGCAUCUGCCAUCCAGGUCAUCUUCACGCUUGUGUAUGCCUGGAGUUCCGAUUCUGUUUUCCGCGGCGCACGGUGGCCGCCUAUCAUUUUCUCAGGGACGUUGUUGAUCAUCUUCAAUGCCAGCCUAGCCGUGUGGAACAUCCCCAUCGGCUGGAAGUGGGUUUGUUACAUACUUGGCAACAUUGGAGGCGGUGUGAGCGGCCUUACUUUCGCAUGGGCCCAUGAGAUAUGUAGUGAUGACAAUGAAGAACGGGCUCUGGUCGUCGCAACUAUGAAUGAGAUGGCUUAUGUAGUCCAAGCCUGGCUUCCUCUUAUAAUAUGGCAGCAGGUUGAGGCACCCUACUACAAGAAGGGCUUCAUCACUAUGGUGUUCAUAGCAGCUGCCAUGAUCGCUACAGCGAUGACUAUACGGACUCUACAAAAGAAGGAGAACGCUGCCAAGGCGAAAGAGAAGGCGGCUGGUGUGGUUUAG
Messenger RNA from Neoarthrinium moseri, 1497 nucleotides. RefSeq lists its product as uncharacterized. Gene Ontology annotation, molecular function: transmembrane transporter activity. The record is from RefSeq and is a predicted model, not a curated record. The transcript is spliced from 2 exons. Gene Ontology annotation, biological process: transmembrane transport. Gene Ontology annotation, cellular component: membrane. Bases 1 to 1497 code for a protein of 498 amino acids. NCBI's taxonomy places the organism in Eukaryota, Fungi, Ascomycota, Sordariomycetes, Amphisphaeriales, Apiosporaceae.